Messenger RNA from Sphaeramia orbicularis (orbiculate cardinalfish), 5478 nucleotides. It is a transcript of the gene sulf1, whose product is annotated as sulfatase 1. Gene Ontology annotation, molecular function: N-acetylglucosamine-6-sulfatase activity; glycosaminoglycan binding; calcium ion binding. Gene Ontology annotation, cellular component: cell surface; plasma membrane; Golgi apparatus. The coding region runs from base 456 to 3971 and encodes 1171 amino acids. NCBI's taxonomy places the organism in Eukaryota, Metazoa, Chordata, Actinopteri, Kurtiformes, Apogonidae. The record is from RefSeq and is a predicted model, not a curated record. The transcript is spliced from 19 exons. Gene Ontology annotation, biological process: glomerular basement membrane development; negative regulation of fibroblast growth factor receptor signaling pathway; positive regulation of Wnt signaling pathway.
UGGCAGCGCGGAGCCACCCAGCAGCCGGUCUGUGAUUGGGCAGGGGAGUGGGGUUCUUGACACAGUGCGGUGCUGACUGCUCCGGGACGUGUUUCAACAGAUGGUCGAGGUUAGAGAGUGUCAUCACAUCGGAGAGAGGAUUAGAGGAGAGAGGUUGUCUUCCAGGAGCUGUGUGGUCCCCCCCUUACUCUCCAACCCCAAAUCCAGGCACCGACGCGCAAACCUCUCUAUGCGCAAAAGGGAGACCCGGUCAAGAAACGCGAGGAGAAAAACUCUCAGAGGAAUCCUCGCCUUGCCUCUCACUCGGCCAGCACUCUGCUCUCCUGCCUACCAGUCAACCACGGCUACGAGAGCAACGCGGGUGUGAGUGAGUGGCCUGGCUGGACCUCAUCUCCCUCCCUCCAUCUCUCCAGUAAUCCUCCCAUCUACCCAUCCUGUCUGCUGUCUCGGGCACCAUGCUGAUGCAGUGGCUGGCCUGGUUGGCCCUGCUGUCUCUGGACUGGGCUCCAGGCAGCUUUGCCUUCACCACCACCAGGGCUCAGGGGCUGAGGGGUCGCAUCCAGAGAGACCGCAGAAACAUCCGGCCCAACAUCAUCCUCAUUAUGACUGACGACCAGGAUGUUGAGUUGGGGUCUUUACAGGUGAUGAAUAAAACCCGUAAACUCAUGGAAGAUGGAGGCACUAGUUUCACCAAUGCCUUUGUCACCACACCUAUGUGCUGCCCUUCACGAUCGUCCAUGUUGACGGGCAAGUACGUCCACAACCAUAACACCUACACCAACAAUGAGAACUGUUCCUCCCCUUCCUGGCAAGCUCAGCAUGAGCCACGUUCCUUUGCUGUCUACCUCAACAACACUGGUUACAGAACAGCCUUUUUUGGCAAGUACCUCAACGAGUACAAUGGCAGCUACAUUCCACCUGGGUGGCGAGAAUGGGUUGGAUUGAUCAAAAAUUCCCGCUUCUAUAAUUACACUGUCUGUCGGAAUGGUUACAAGGAGAAACACGGUGCUGAUUAUGCCAAGGACUAUUUCACAGAUCUGAUCACCAACGACAGCAUCAACUUUUUCCGUAUGUCCAAGAAGAUGUAUCCUCACCGCCCGGUGAUGAUGGUCAUCAGCCACGCUGCUCCACACGGCCCAGAAGAUUCAGCGCCUCAGUACGCUGAGCUCUUCCCUAAUGCUUCACAGCACAUUACCCCAAGCUACAACUAUGCCCCAAAUAUGGACAAACACUGGAUCAUGCAGUACACAGGCCCCAUGAAACCCAUCCACAUGGAAUUCACCAACUUUCUCCACCGGAAAAGGUUGCAGACACUGAUGUCUGUCGAUGACUCGGUGCAGAAGGUUUUUGACAUGCUAGAGGAAACUGGGGAGCUGGACAACACUUACAUUAUCUACACAGCAGAUCAUGGAUACCACAUUGGUCAGUUUGGGCUGGUCAAGGGCAAGUCGAUGCCUUAUGACUUUGACAUCCGUGUUCCAUUUUUCCUCAGAGGACCUAAUGUAGAGCCAGGGGCAGUAAACCCUCAUCUGGUGCUUAACAUUGACCUGGCUCCCACGAUUCUCCACAUUGCCGGGCUGGACACCCCUCCAGACAUGGAUGGAAAGUCCAUCCUUAAGCUGCUGGAACAGGAGAGGACUGGCAAUAGAUUCAAACCCAACCGGAAACCCAAAGUCUGGAGGGACACAUUCCUUGUGGAGCGAGGAAAGAUCCUGAGAAAGAAGGAUGACUCAGUGAACACUCAGCACACCAACAGCCUCCCCAAGUACAAGAAGGUCAAAGAGACGUGCCAGCAGGCCGAAUUCCAGACACCCUGCGAGCAGCCUGGACAGAAAUGGCACUGUGUGGAGGAGAUCACCGGGAAGUGGAGGAUACAGAAGUGUAAGGGUGGCGCUUCCAAAGAGGGCUCCAGAAAGAGGGCCCGUAGCCUGAAACCCCGCAGCAGCUAUGACCACAGAGAGAGGGGCUGCGACUGCGGCGACAGCCUAUUAAAACCCUCCAGAGCUGACCGCCGCUCUCACCGCCAGUUCUCAUCCUCAUCCGGCCAGCGUUUUCGACCACGUUUCGUCCACACGAGGCCCGCCAGGUCGCUUUCUGUGGAAUUCGAAGGACAGAUAUACGACGUUGACCUUCAGGCAGAUGACCAGUCAGCUGUCCGCCGUCGUGUCCUCACUAAGCGUCACUACAAUGCAGAGGACCCAGAGUUUGACUUGGGGUCAGAUGAUGGGUCAGAGGAAAUGCUAGCAGAUGACACCAAUGCUGUGGGAUACCCGAACUCUGUCAAAGUUACCCACAAGUGCUAUAUCCUGAUAAAUGACACUGUCCACUGUGAGAGGGAGAUCUACCAGUCCUCCAGAGCCUGGAAAGACCAUAAGAGUUAUGUGGACCAGGAGAUCGAAGCACUUCAAGACAAAAUCAAAAACCUGCGAGAAGUAAGAGGCCAUCUGAAGAGGACACGGCCGGACGAGUGUGACUGUGGAAAGAAGGGCUAUUAUAGCAAAGGAGACAGAAACAAGGCAGAGAGAUUGAAGAACAGGAAUGAUCAACUCCAUCCAUUUAAGGAAGCUGCGAAAGAAAUAGAUGCACGGGCCCAGUUGUACAAUGAGAUCCGCAGAAGGAAGAAGGAAAGGAAAGAGAAGAAGCGACAGAGGAAGGGAGACGACUGCAGCCUGCCAGGACUCACCUGCUUCACGCAUAACAACGACCACUGGCAGACGGCGCCUUUCUGGACUCUGGGCGGAUUCUGUGCAUGCACCAGUUCCAACAACAACACCUACUGGUGCCUUCGAACCAUCAACGAGACCCACAACACCUUGUUUUGUGAAUUUUCCACCGGUUUCCUGGAGUACUUUGACCUCAACAGUGAUCCCUACCAGCUAACCAAUGCGGUGUACACGGUGGAUCGAGAAGUAUUGAACACUCUUCAUGCUCAGCUGAUGGAGAUGAGGAGUUGCCAAGGGUAUAAGCAGUGUAACCCUCGUCCAAAAGGCUUGGAUACAGCACACAGCCAAUAUGGGACGGACGACAAGGUUAAGCUUCCUAACUUGACAGAUGAGGAGGUGAACUGGCAGGGACUGGAGGAUCUGUAUAGCAUAAACGAAAGCCUUUAUGAAUGUAGGCCUGACUACAGCCCCAGCCCAGACAACUGGGGCAACUUCCAGAAGGAUGUAGAUAAUAUGUUUGCACUGCUGCACAUUUUUAACAAAUUCAACCGAACCCAUAAGCUUGACGACUCCACCCUGCCAGAGCUGGGCUCCGGGGACGGGGGAGGACUUGAGGAGGGCAGUGGAGAGGAGCUGGUCUCAGCCAGGGAUCCCUGGUCGAGCUUGGUCACAGAAGCUCGCAUCAUCACCCCCGCCCCCAGCACCACACCAUCAGCACCGCACAACUCCAGGCCCACACUGGAAAGGGAACCGAAACCUUUUGUCAAUGACCUUCCUGAGAGGCUUAGUGACCGACCUGGGCUGUCGGAUACGUCACAGGUAACGGUAUCAUCAUCAGGUUCAAGAAGGGACGAGGCCGUUGUCCGCAGCCACACAUGGACGCGGCAGCUGGAGGAAAUGGAUGGAGAGGGGGAUGUUUUUAGUGGAAAUGGACUGACAGAACUUGAAACCCGACACGACCACCUGCUGCGUACUCACACCAGCCUGCAGGUCCAGCUCCAGCCUGGUGUGGGCAAAAAAGACACUGCUGGCCCUCAGCAGAACCUGGGCCUGGGCCUGGGUCUGGGUCUGGACCCCGAGGAAGAGGAGGAUAUUUUCCGGGCCCAAGGCUACCUCCCUUUCUCCCCACAGACGGUAAAGCCCCAGGUGCAGACGAGCACCACUGGGAGCCCCCCCUCCACACAGACUGGCCCCCCACAGAGCGUCGGGGUGGUGCUGCAGGUGGGGCCUCAGCCAGCCCGACCCCUCACCUUGGACUAUGAGGGUAGCGGCUCUUCUUCUCCUCAACCCUACAAUCAGACCCUCUGAGGCAGAAUCAUGUGCUGACCAAUCAGCCGUUGACCUGCUGGUCGCCAUAGAGACACAGAGACACAGUGAUUAGGAGAUGAGCUUGCCAAAAGCAAAGGCGAGUGAUGCCACCUCAGUCAGUCAAGAGUUGUACAAUAAGUAUUAAAGUUAUUGUUUAUUUUUUUACAGGUGCCUACAUUUAUUAGUAAACAGUGUUAUGUUUCAAAUAUAUAUUUAGAAAUGAGAAAGCCUUAAUGCAGCUAAACUUAAGUAUUGGGAUUAAAAUUGAUUAAUUCCAUAUGGAUAACACCAUUGAUGUUUUUAAUAUAUGUUCUUUUUUUUUUAAUAAAACGAGUGGUGAAACCAUUUUAAAAGCUGAAUAAAUAGUUAGUAUUAGUCAGAUUUAGGUACGCUCCAGUCCUCAGAGUCUAUUAACCUAUAAGCUGCUCAGUCAUAGAAUGGUCCAACAGAAUAGCAACCACUCACCAGUGAUAUAAUGGCAAAAUUUACCCCAAAUGCACUUUUGAACUUUUCUACAUAAUGAUCCUCAAACUCCACAAUUUGUGGCUUUGAAAAUGUGUCCAUUGUAAAAUCUGACUUUGUGAAAUAAUUCUUUCUACUGUCUUCUUUUUAAAGCUAACACAAGAAUUUUUUAGUCAUUUCUGAAAAAGUUACAGAAUCAACACGAACAAUGGCAUGUCUAUUCCAUAAGUUAUUCUUGAAAAGUUGUGUUAUAUGUGAAUAUUUCUCUUUGAGAACGUUGUCAAUAUUAGAAUUUUUGACAAUCAUGGAACAGUUUAAUGGUUUAGCGUGUUACAUGUGACAGUAUAACUAAUUCUGAAUUCAGCAGUGGGUAAAAAAAAACAAAAAACAUACCUCACACUCAAUGCAACCAAGGAAAAAUGCAUUCAUUUGGUAUUUAUUUUGCAUGUAAGGGCACACUUCACUGAUUUGUUGCACCACUGCACUAGCUGUGACUUUGCAGAGUUGUACGUUUGUUACUUUUCACAGCAAUUUUUUUGUUUUUUAUGUAAGGAAACUCAUCAUUAAUAAUCACAAGUAAAUGCUUACACAAUCACCAGGGGGUAGAAAUGUUUGUUGUGUAACUUUUUUGGAAAUGUCACCAAACUAUCGUGUUGUAUGACCUUAUAGUGCUUUGAUAAUCCAGGAUCUAGUGUUGCACAGGGCCAAUUCACUUCAAGUGCAACUGUACUGUACCUUAAACUGGUUGACAGCACAUUAUGUUACAGCUUUGUUGAUGACGUCGGUGACGUACUCGAAAGGCAUUGCAUUAAGCUAUGUAUUCCAAGUCCAUUUUGGAUUUCUGCCAGGAGUUAAUCUCAGUUUUUGGUUUGCUUUUUGUUGCUUCAAAAGUAAUUGAGAUGCACCUUUUGGUUAGAAACUGGCUCUGCAGAAACCACCUCGGAUGCUGUCCUUUUAUUUUCUUAACAGUUAUUGUGUAAGUGUUAGAACAACUCUGGUUUCAGGAAAACAGUGAAGCUGUUAAGAAAUAAACCCUUGCAACCUC